Messenger RNA from Vombatus ursinus (common wombat), 1392 nucleotides. It is a transcript of the gene MTFP1, whose product is annotated as mitochondrial fission process 1. The record is from RefSeq and is a predicted model, not a curated record. Lineage: Eukaryota; Metazoa; Chordata; Mammalia; Diprotodontia; Vombatidae. The coding region runs from base 1 to 747 and encodes 248 amino acids. The transcript has 4 exons. Gene Ontology annotation, biological process: mitochondrial fission. Gene Ontology annotation, cellular component: mitochondrion.
AUGGGGAGUGGCGGCGGGCUCUGCGUUCAGACCGCCCCGGAGGCGGGGCCUCGGCUUCCCAUCCGGCCUCCAAGAGUCUGGGCCCGGACCCCCGCGUGUGUGCAUUGGUGUGUGCGCGGGGCUGUGCUCGCGCGCGCUGCAAACCGCGUAGUUUGCAGACGCUCCCCGGCCCGGCCGGAGAGAACGUGCUGCGGGGCCGGGGCCAGUGGCCAGCGCGGGGGCCGCCCCUUCCCGGCGCGCGCCAUGCCGGACUCGGACUCUGGCCGAGAUGCCCAGCCCGACCUCUACCGCGACACGUGGGUGCGCUACCUGGGUUAUGCCAAUGAAGUGGGAGAGGCCUUCAGAGCAAUCGUGCCCACUUCUGUGGUGUGGCUGAGUUACGGGGUGGCCAGCUCCUAUGUGGUGGCCGACGCUGUGGACAAGGGCAAGAAGACCAGAGCUGCCCUGAGCCCAGAGUCGGGCAGGACCGCCAAGGUGGCGGUGGCCGUGAUGGAUACAUUCAUCUGGCAGGCACUGGCUUCUGUGGCCAUCCCGGGCUUCACCAUCAACCGUCUGUGCGCCACUUCUCUCUACGUCCUCAGCAGAGCCACCAGCUGGCCCCUGGCUGCCCGCAAGUGGACGACCACGGCCCUGGGGCUGAUGGCCAUACCCGUCAUCAUUCACCCCAUCGACAGGUCAGUGGAUUUCCUGAUGGACUCCAGCCUACGUAAACUCUACCCUUCUCAGGAGAAGCCCAGCUCCGCUUGACGCCUCCAGCCCUGCCUUGGGCCCAGCUCUUCCCGCAUGCCAACUGAUGCCUCAUCCUCCUGGGAACCUCCAAAGUGGGGGCCUGGGGACCUGAAAUCAUUGGAGCUCAGAUCAUCAGAGGAGGAGACUGAUGGCCAGAGUGGAGGGAAGCACAUUCCCUAGGUUAUACUGUGAAGUCAGUGGUAGAGCCAGUUCCUGGGACUCCUGGGUUGUGGUUUCUCUCACUGCCCCCCCCCAACCAAACUAACACUGUGUAAGAAGCAUCACCCUCCCCCCACCCCACCCUGCCCCAUUUCUUUAGCAUUUACAAAGUGCUUUCCCUCCCAGCAACACUGAGGGGGACUUAGUGCCAGUAUUAUUAGCCCCAUUCAAUGGAUGAGGAAACUGAGGCUCAGGGAGGGAAAACGAUUUGCCCAAAGUUGCUCAGGGAGAAUUCUGGGGGCGUGAAAUGCCAAUCAGAUCGGGUGGUGGUCUCUCUGGAAGCAGGGAUGGGGGGAAACCCAGAAUACUGUGACCUAAUUGUGGGAGCUGGGAAGACCCCUCCCUCCCACGUCUCUGUCCUGGGGAAGGCUGCCCAGAGGAGGGCCUGGUGAGUGACCCUGCAGGACUCUCGAGGUGCUCAAUAAACACAAUUCACGUCUAGCA